CGUGCUAAAUUGCCCUUAAUUAAGGUUGGACAAAAAUUCAAACUCGCCUGAGCUUUGAUCGGAGAAAGGUGAGUAUCGACGGCCGGGAGCAUGCCAAGGGAGAUCUACGGUGAUUGGCUAAAUUGCAAGUUUGGUAACUUGAAUUAAUAGUAAAGUUCACGUUAGCCACUAGAAUUACUUUAUUCCAUCCGUAGUCAAUUAAAUUAGGUUAACAGUCCAAGUUUGGUCACUAACCAUUAGUCUCCGUUAACUUUUGCUGAUGUGACGGUCAAGUCUAAUAGUUGACCGUUAAAUGAGUGACAUGACAAUUAAAAAAUUAAAAAGAUAAUAAUUUCUAUUUUCCACUUCAAGUUCAUUAAAAAAUAAAAUAAAAAUAAAAUCUAAAUGGCCGAGGAGCCCGACCGCAAAAUCAAAUUUGAGGGGGGCAUCACCGGCAACCAGUUCUGGUGCGCCGCCGUUGAUGCUACCCUACCACUAUUUCGCUGGUGCGAGCAACUCCGCCACGACGCUUCCAGCUUGGCGUCGAUUCUCCCUAGGUUGCAGAGAUUGGUUGAAGGAUCCGGGUCAGUUUGAUCACGAUAGAAGAUCCUUGUUGUGGAUCGGAAAACGGAAGCUAGGUGAGAUCCGAGCAAAUUACGAUCGCCCACAACAUGUUGAUUGCUUUGACCAGGAAAGAGUGGUCGGUCACAUUUUCAAACGUCUUUUUUGACUAAAGUAGUGGGAUGGAGAUUUCCGCUACCUUCUCUGACGGAGCUCGAACAAGAAGGGUGGAUGACAAAGACUCAAUAUCCACCUACCUUCGAGGAUAGUCAUGGGACUCUACUCCCAAGUCUUUGUUCUCAAGUGAAUCCUAGUGCGGGAAGUCUCCUUGAUUCGGGCCUAAUUGUACAUAUUUUAUCCUCGUUUUCCUUAGGCGUUUGUGGCAAUUGUGCUCCUUAAAUGGUGGUUUUACGCGAGGUUUCUUGUGUUUUAGCAUUUUUCAGGAUUUAACAGGUGAAACCAGCCCCAGAGUAGGAAGUUGGUGGAAAAGAAGCGAAAACCGGGAGAAGUGGCGAAAAACGGCAGUUCACGGUGGCUCUUGGAAGUUCACGAUCUGCUAAGACCGUGAAGAGAAGCUAUUGCCUGUGAACAUCAAGGCGUCCAGGGCGAAUUCUGAAGUUACUGACGCUGAUUGAGUUCACGAUCACUAAGACCGUGAACUGGAGCUGUUUCCUGUGAACCUGUGCAAACGAAGCGGUGAGUUUCGACGCUAACCUUGAGUUCACGAACGCGUUCAAGAGUUCACGGCCGUGAACUGAGGCCGUGAACUUAGCCCGAUCUCUGUUUAAAAGGAGAGCUGAAAGGAAGAGAGAAAGGGGUAGCCUGAUGAGCCCCAAAAGGCUUUAAUUCAGAACUACGCAGCUUUGAGACCUCGAUGAAUGGAUGGAGGUGUGUAACAGGGGAAUUCGAGAGGUGAACAGAGUGAACUAUGGAUCAAAGGAAAGAAAACUAAACCAGCAGCUUCAACACAUAGGGGAAGAGGCUAGCCUAGGUAGAAACUACCACGAGAUCAAGGGUGAAGAUCUUGAUCUCUAGGUCUGCAAUUCUCGGCUAAAACAACCAAGAACCUUAGCUCGCAAGCUGGAGAACUCCUUGGAGUACUUUUCGAUUAGAACUAAAAAACGUCAAUUACAAUCAAUGAAAGAGGCUAUUUAUAGCCGAGAACAACCUAACACAAUCCUAAUUGAACAGUGACACAAAUUACAAACAAAACAAGGAAAUGAAAACAAGUAAAACACGGAAACUUGCAAGCUAAGCAACAUCCUUCUCGGCCAUGCAACUGUCCAGGAAAUCAGUCCUCGUCCCAACUUCCAACUCAUGGAAAAUGUCCUUCUGGGUUGAGUCGAGCUCAGCCAAUUCCUUCCCUAGGUUUAGAAAGUUUCACUCUCUCAAUUCCAACACCAAGCUCUAGCUGAUCGUGCCCCAAACUUCGUGAAUUCGAGCUCAAAGUUGCUUCCUCAAACUGUCUUCCUACCUUAGCCAAAAACUGGCAAUUUCCAUAAUGCAUGAUAGGGUUUUGAUGGCCUUGAAAAACAACCCUUCUGGCUUCCUUUCCACGACCUAAGUGCACCAACUUAUAGAGGAGCACCCAAUCUUCAAAACAAGCCCUCACACGUAAAUUUUCACUCAGCCAGUUGAGAGAUCCAACCUUCCAAAAGUAGGCUUCCCAGAGUUGUUUUCAUACUUAGGCAAAUUUCAGCUUGUUUCAUAUCAAUUUGAUCCGAACUUUGAACGAUUGAUUGGAGUUUGUAAGAGGCUGGAUUUGAGAUCAUAUCAGAGCCCAAGAGUGAGAAAGUGUCUUCUUCUUCAUAUUUUAGAGAUUGAAAGAACGAACCAAAGAAGAAAGAAGGCUUGGGUUUGCUCCAAGUGGUGAAUCUUCCCAAGAUAAGAUCAACACAAACUCAAAGGAGAUUGGAGAGGGAGCUAGCGGUGGCAAGGAGGAGAAGUGAAGAAAGGGGACAACAAUUUGGUCCCGGUAUUAGUGGAGUAGAAGUUGAAGAAGUGUAAGGUGAACCCGACAUUGGAGUAGAAAUGACAGGGAACCAAAGAGAAGUAGGAGUUACCCAAACUCGUAACCUAAACGAUGCGGCGGCAGAAGAGGAAGCCCCGAGGACAAUGAGAUACUAUAUGGCCCCACGGUCGGCAGACAUUCAAUCCCAAAUCCUACAUCCUCCCGCGGCCGCAAACAAUUUCGAGAUCAAGCCGACUCUAGUGACUAUGAUACAGAACAAUGCUUUGUUCCACGUUCUUUAGAGUGAGUCACCAAGAGAGCACGUCAGAGAUUCUUCGAGCUCGUGGGGAGCUUGAAAAUCAAUGGUAUGCUGGCUGAAGCUUUGCAACUGAGGCUUUUCCCCUAUUCACUUGCGGGGAAAGCAAGUGAUCGAGCUACUUGAAGAAAUGGCCCUCAACGGAUAUGAUUGGGGAUUGACGAGAAGUGGGAGGAGAAGCAAUGAUAGGGGUUGAGAAGUGUGGGAGCGAGCGCUCCACUUGAGACGAAGUUGGACAAGUUGAUAGAGGUAAUUCUCGAAGAUAAGAAACAAGGGAAGAGGUCGGCGAUGUCUUGUGAUUGGUGUUCGAGCACUAGCGAUGAGAUGGCGUAGUGCCAAGCAAUGACGGAGGCGACCACUGCGGAGGGGCAAGUCAAUUUCGUGGAAAAUUCUAGGGCUAAUAACCCGUAUAGCAAUACUUAUAAUCCCAGAUGGAGGAACCACCCCAAUUUGCUUGGUCAUCACCGACUAAUCCGAGGCCCCCGUGUUUUCAAGGCCCCACGGGAAAUUAUCAACAUCGGCCAACCUUCAUCCAACAAAGGCCUCAAGUCCAAAGCUCGAACUUCCAACAACCAUAUAUUGAACAAGGUGGUCAAGGGUUUCAACAACAACAACAACAACCCGACAAGCUAUCCAAGCUUGAAGACCUAGUGAAUACCUUUGUGAGCACGAGUGCUCAAAAGUUCGAUACGAUUGAGCAAUUCAUGGAUGUGGCGACUACCAAAUUUACCUCGGUUGAGGUGGGACUCCGAAGCCAUCAAUGCGAGCCUCCAAAGCUUGGAAGUGCAAAUAGAAAAGCUUGGAAGUGCAAAUAGAAAACCUUCCCAAACCGUGGCGAACCCCAAGGAUCAUGCCGGGGUGAAUGCAAUUCAAGUGGGAAGUGGAAAGGUGACUCUGGGAGUCGCCGCUAAAGAAGUGAUUGAGAAGGUAGAUCCCAACCCGAAGGAUGGAGAGAAAGGGCCCUCGAGGAGAAAGAGGAAAGCGGCAAGGAAGGCAUCGCCGACACAACCUCCGGUGGUUGAGUACUAGCCACCUCUUCCUUUUCCCACGAGGAUGUAUAAGAAGAGGUUGGAGAACGAGUGUGGAGGUUUUAUGGAAAUGCUCCGCAACCUCCACCUCAAUAUCCCUUUCCUUGAAGCCAUGGCUCAAAUGCCAAGAUAUUCAAAGUACCUCAAAGGAUUCCUCACCAAGAAACCAAAGCUUGAAUGCCUCGCCAACGUGGCUCUUGGCUAGGAGUGUUCGGCUUUCCUCCUCAACCGCUUGCCCAAAAAGCGGUCCGACCCAGAUAGCUUUACUAUCCCUCUUGGUAUUGGUAACAUUCAUAUAGACUUUGCCUUGGCGGACCUAGAUCUAGUGUUAACGUGAUGCCCUACAAGCUUUUCAAAAAGUUAAAAGUAGGUGAACUUAAGACCACUAAGCUUAGCAUCACUUUAGCCGACCGUUCGGUCAUUAGCCCGAGAGGCAUUGUGGAGGACAUGUUGGUGCGAGUAGGCAAGUUUUGCUAUCCGACCGAUUUCGUGAUUCUCGAUAUAAGCAAGGACUUGGAUAUUUCGUUCAUAUUCGGUCGCCCAUUCCUCGCCACCGCCAAGGCAUAGAUAGACGUUAAUGAGGGGACCUUAAUUCUGAGGGAUGGUGAGGAGAGAUCAAGCUUGAAAUUGACCCUAAGGCUAGAAGUGAGGAAGUGAAGGAGUUGGUUUCGAAUUAUGUGAAUGUGAGUGGAGGAGAGCCUCUCAAAGCAAACCCCACUAUUACUUGUGUUGCUUGUGGUAAUGUUGAGCAGGAAUGUGGUGGAUCCACUCUCGGUCGCAUCACAUUCCCAGCCUUGAUUAAUCCCCAACCGUCAAGCUAAUGACGAUAACUAAGAACUUGUUGGGAGGCAACCCAACAGAGGUUUGUUUUCUUUUCCUUAUUUUCGUUUUUGUGUCAAGUGAAGAGUUCAAGUGGUAAAGUGGUGUCCCCGUGCCAAGUGUUGUCGUUUUGUGUUUUAAGGUUGUGUUGUGAUCGAUUAGGAGGCACGGUGGAAUAAGUUGAGUCAAAAUUU
This is a messenger RNA of Linum trigynum, 4848 nucleotides long. The record is from the annotation of a GenBank genome assembly. Lineage: Eukaryota; Viridiplantae; Streptophyta; Magnoliopsida; Malpighiales; Linaceae.